CGCCCAGCUCUGCCGAGGGGGAAGUGGCGGAGGUGUGGGGGGAGCCGCCUCGACGGGAAGGGCGGCCCGGGAGAUCGCCCGACGCCGGCCCUCGAGCCGGGUGGGGGAAGCGGGAGCCCACGUCGGGGCCGCCGGAGUCUGGCGCUGGGGCGUCCCGGGCCGGCCUCCGCCUGCCCCGCCCCUGGAGGAAGUGGCCGCCCGCGGAAGGCAGGCAGGCAGGCAGGGCGCUCGCGCCGCCUCGGUGCCCCCCCCCCCCCCGGUCAGAGGGAGGGAGAGCGAGGAGGAAGGGGCCCCGCCGCUGCUGCUGCUGCUGCCGCCCUCCUCCCCGGCCCUGCUGGUUCACUGGCCAAGGGGGGGGGGCGCGAAGGCCCGGGGCUCGUGGGGGGGGAUGCCCAGGUGUGUCCUCCGCCGGCCUCAGCUGCUCUUGGCCCCGCAGGUGGCGAGCGGCGGCCGCGGCGAAGGCGAGGGCAUGGAGGACGAGGUCUUCGCCGGCCCGGAAGGGGGAGACGAGGAAGCGUCGCCGGGGGGCCCGUCCACCGUGCCCCCCUUCCGGCCCUGCCUGGUGGAGGAGCUGUACCUGCUGCUGGAGCAGCUGGGCAGCGGGCACUUCGGGGUGGUGCGGCGCUGCCAGGAGCGGAGCUCGGGCGUCUUCUACGCGGCCAAGUGCGUGAAGGUGCGCAAGCGCAAGGGCAGCCGGCUGGGCGUGGACCGGGAGCAGGUGGAGCGCGAGGUGUCGAUCCUCCAGCGGCUGGAGCACCCCUGCAUCAUGCGCCUCCACGACACCUUCACCAGCAAGACCGAGGUGGUGCUGAUCUUGGAGCUCAUCCACGGGGGAGAGCUGUUCGACUUCAUUGCUGAGAAGGAGCUGCUGACGGAGGCCGAGGCCAUUGAGUUUCUCCAGCAGAUCCUCCAGGGCGUGGCCUACAUGCACUCCGCCCGCAUCGCCCACUUCGACCUGAAGCCAGAAAACAUCAUGCUGUUUCAGAAGGACGUCCCAAACCCCAGGAUCAAGAUAAUUGACUUUGGCUUGGCUCAAAAGCUGGAGGAAGGAGCCACCUUCAAAAGCCUUUGCGGGACUCCACAGUACAUUGCUCCUGAAGUGAUCAACUAUGAGGCUUUGAGCUGUGCCACGGACAUGUGGAGCAUUGGGGUGAUUACAUACAUCUUCCGCAUUGGUUUAGAACAGAAAAAUCAGGGCCCAGAACCUCCCUCGGCCUGCCUGGACAACUCUGGCCUCGUCCCGCCGACUAGCUCCUUCUCUCCCCGCAGACUGAGUGGCAUGUCUCCGUUCCAGGGGGAGACGGACUCCGAGACUCUUUCCAACAUCGUCUCCGGCUCCUAUGAGUUCGAGGACAAGUAUUUCAGCCAAACCUCUGAGCUGGCAAAGGAGUUUAUUCGGCAGCUGCUGGUGAAAGAGCCGGGGAGCCGCAUGACUGCGCCUGAAUGCCUCGUCCACCCGUGGAUCAAGCCCCUCAGCCGGAAGCAGGCAGUCAACCGGAGCCGUUCCUCGAUCAACAUGAAGAACUUCCGCCGGUUCAACGCUCGGAGGAAGUGGAAGCUCUCCUACAACAUGGUCUCCGCGUGCAACCGGCUGUGUCGCUUGAAGCUGCUGUGCUACCAGAAGAAGGAGGACGAGAGCCUGCGCGAUUGCGAGAGUGACCAAGAAGACAGCCCCCGCAGCCCUCCGGCUUUGCUGCGCAGGCAGAGAAGCAGCUGCUCUUGACUUUGGGCCGGCCAGCAUUCGUCCCGGGCAUGUCCUGCACCGGCCCCUCCCCCACUCCCCUUGCUUACCACCCAUCCAGCCGCAGGGAGGAUUUGCACUCGCAGCCACAGAGAAGAGUCCCUCCGGCUACAGGCGUUUCUCAUCUGGAGGAGACAAGCUGCUUGCGAGUCCCGGUGGCAGGAGGGCCUGGGGCGGAGCUGCCGUGCUGCAGACAUUCCUGCCUCCUGGGGGGGCCCGGGCAGGCCUCGGCCGUGUGUGUCAGGGGGGCUUCCAGCCCCAGGCGUCUCGCUGCCCUUGCCCCGUGCGGCCUCUGGGGCUGGCGCUUCAGGCCCCCUCCUGGCCCCUCCCCACCGCGGGAGGCCACUGUGGCUACCAGAAAAGCUCCGGGGACUUCAGAAGAGAAAGGAUCAGGUGCUUCCUGCGUGUGUUCACUUUUGUAAAACCAAAGCAAUAAAGCGCACAAAAUGUGG
This is a messenger RNA of Sphaerodactylus townsendi, 2193 nucleotides long. Its product is annotated as death-associated protein kinase 2-like. Gene Ontology annotation, cellular component: cytoplasm; nucleus. Gene Ontology annotation, biological process: positive regulation of apoptotic process; protein phosphorylation; intracellular signal transduction. Gene Ontology annotation, molecular function: ATP binding; protein serine/threonine kinase activity. Bases 389 to 1723 code for a protein of 444 amino acids. The record is from RefSeq and is a predicted model, not a curated record. NCBI's taxonomy places the organism in Eukaryota, Metazoa, Chordata, Lepidosauria, Squamata, Sphaerodactylidae. The transcript has 11 exons.